Meleagris gallopavo (turkey) is the source of this 2075-nucleotide messenger RNA. The record is from RefSeq and is a predicted model, not a curated record. Lineage: Eukaryota; Metazoa; Chordata; Aves; Galliformes; Phasianidae.
CGGCGCGCGGUGCUUCGGGGGGCCCGAGUGCUCGGGGCUGAGCGCAGCAGGGACGGCUGUGGGUGGCAGCUGAUCUCGGGGUGAUGGGAAUGUCCGUCCUGCGGGAUGCGCUCACACACGCCUCUUUCCUCGCAGCUGAGUGCUGGUCCGCUGAGGAGCUCCUCCCCGCAGGGUCCGGGGAUGGAGCAGCGCUUGGGCAAGAUGUCCUCGAAGCAGUUCUGCAGGAGGGCGCGCCGGGAGCCCUAUCUGCGUCAGGCUGGGCCAUCGCCUCCACGUGCUCAUGGCCCCCGGGAUGCCUGGCGCAAUCCUCCAUGGGAGCAGCAGCACCGAAGAGCUGGGGGAAGAAUGCGUCUGCCCAGUCCCAGGCAGCCCAGGCCUUUCCCUGGCCCUGCUGACAUCCUCCACAAUGAGAAUUGGAGAGGGGCACCCCGAGACCGUGAUGUGCCACCACAUCCCUCAGACUACAGAGAGGACCAGCAGAGCCGUGAGCCCAAUGAGGACUCGCUGAGGACCUCCUCCCCACAGGGAUCAAGGCUGGAGCAACGCUUUGGCAAGAUGUCCUCGAAGCAGUUCUGCAGGAGAGGGCCCCGGGCCUUUAGCUGGGGGCCCUAUCUGCGUCAGGCUGGGCCAUCGCCUCCACGUGCUCAUGGCCCCCGGGAUGCCUGGCGCAAUCCUCCAUGGGAGCAGCAGCACCGAAGAGCUGGGGGAAGAAUGCGUCUGCCCGGUGCCAGGCAGCCCAGGCCUUUCCCUGGCCCUGCUAACAUCCACCAGUACGAGGAGAAUUGGAGAUGGGCCCCCCAGAACCGUGAUGUGCCACCACCUCCCUGGAUGUACAGAGAGGACCAUCAGAGCCAUGAGAUACCACAGCUGCGUCACCGGGACUUCUUUGCCCAGCCUGAGUUCCCCAGCCAGGAGCAGCGUCCUGCUGGAUUCCCUCGGGAGCAAGAAGACAACUGCUCACCCCAGCGCCAUUGUGGCCCACGCCGGAGACGCUGCCGACUCCUUCGGCCCAUCCAGCAGGAGACAGCAGACAACAGCUGUUCUCCCCACAGCUCCCAAGGGUACCAUCCAUCCUCCAAGCCCUCUCAGUCCUGCUCCCCAGAGAGCCAGCUGGGGCUCAGAGAGCAUCUCGCUGCUCCCCAGUCACCUGCUGCCUGCAAAAACAGUCUGCAAAGCGCGCAGCAGGUGGAUGAGGGCCAGCGGGUGGCAAGCAGUGAGGCACUGGAACGGCCCAGGCGUGCAGAGAAGAGCUCAGAGAAGAGCCCGGGCACUGACCCCCAGGCAGCGGAGCAGAAGCCAGCGGCAGGAGCAAAGCCAGUUGGGCCUGAAGGAGGAGAGGGAGCUGCAGGCAACCAGCAGCUCUCUGCCCUGGAGUUGGAGCCGGUCUCCUCGGAGACAACCAGCACCAGCGAGGAGGAAGGCUUGGAGCUGGCUGCAGGCUUCCAGAGCUCACCCCGCCCCCUGCGCUCCGCACUUUCCCCCACCAGCACAGACCUGCGCUCUGCUGCCAUCCUCACCAAGAAGGAGAGCAUCGAGCAGGGGUACCACGACUUCUGCCUCAGCUUUGCCCUGGUGUCCUCGCUGCUGCUGCAGAAGGAGCCCUCCAUGGAGGCGAUGCUGAUGAAGGCACUGAGAGCCAACCUGUGCGACCUCCGCAACCGCCUCCUGGAUGAGAUGGAGGACUUCAUCCAGCAGUACGAUGCGACGCACCCCAGCUGCUGAGCGGGGAGCUGUGGGGCUGUGCUGGCACAGCCUGCACCGGGGCUGUAGGGAUGUGCUGCUGCGGUCCCUCUUGGAGAUGGGGGUUGGUUGGAGGGGGCUUAGUUUGGAGGGUGGUUGGGUCUGAUGUUGUAGGCCAUAACUAGGGACUGUGGGCAAGAUAGGAUUCAUAUGUAAGCCUGUAUUUUAGUGACAGAAAGAGAUUGUUUUAUUGGAGGGAGGGGGGAGGGGGGAGGGAGAGCGAGUGUGGGGAGGGACCUCCCCUUCUCUUUAUUCUGUUCCUGUUUUUAAUACAUGUUCUCUUAAAAUUCAUGGCUUGUUCUUGUUUUCAUAAAUAAAAAGGAGUUAUUUCCGCA